AUGGCGCCCACCGUUGAGAUUGCUAUUCCGACCACCACACUAUCACCCACAUCCCCACCCCACACUGUCUACAGCAUCACCGUGCGCCUCCCGCUCCGCUCCUUCACCGUCUCCAAGCGCUACUCCGACUUCUCCGCCUUCCACGCCACGCUAGUCAACCAGACGAAUGCCGCGCCGCCAGUCGCUCUCCCAUCAAAAUCCUGGUUUUCGAACACAGUGAAAAAUGAACAGUUCCGAGAAGAGCGCCGCCGUGCCUUGGAACAAUAUCUCAGGGCGAUCAACGAGGCCUCCGACGGGCGCUGGCGCACGUCGCCCGCCUGGCGCGCAUUCUUAAACCUACCCAGCGCGGCAGCGGCCUCGAGCAACGGUACUUCCAAUACUUCUACCCGGCUGCAUGCAGCCAUCACCGACCCGGGUAAUGCAGCCAACGCACCGAUCACAGACCCAACGCUCUGGCUAGACUACUACCGCGACAUGAAGAGCCACCUCCACGAGGCACGAUUGCAGCUCUCCCGCCGAGAUCAAGAGACCACCCCGCAAAAGCAACACGAGAGCUCUGCACAAGCGAAGAGUAGUCUCGUGCGUGCAGGCACGAUGCUCUCCGCGCUAGACGACGGUCUCAAGAACUUCGGCCGCGGCGGGUCUUUUGAGGGUCUUGGCGACGGCGAGCUGCGCCGGCGCAAGGACCUGAUCAUCAACGCGCGCAAGGAAAAAGACGGUCUGGACGAUCUGAUGCAGGCGAUGGCUACCAAGAGCCGCCUCGACAGUGCCGUUGCUUCCGUGAAAGACAAGGAUGCUUUGCUUCGUGCACAGCAGAAUGACAACGAUACCGGCGGCCGCAGGACUCCGCGCUCGGGUCGUGUUCUUGGGAAGGAGACGGAGCGCACGCGCGAGCUCGAUAAUGAAGGGGUUUUGUUGUUGCAGCGGCAGACGAUGCAGGAGCAGGAUACUAGUGUGGAGCAGUUGAUGAAGAUUGUGGCGAGGCAGAAGGAACUUGGUGUUGCUAUCCAUGAGGAGUUGGAGGUGCAGAAUGAAAUGUUGAGGAUGGCGGAUGAGGAUGCUGAGAGAUUGCAAGCCAAACUCGAUGUUGGCAAGAAGCGGGUCCAGAAGAUCUCUUGA
Penicillium lagena is the source of this 1119-nucleotide messenger RNA. RefSeq lists its product as uncharacterized. Gene Ontology annotation, cellular component: intracellular membrane-bounded organelle. Gene Ontology annotation, molecular function: phosphatidylinositol binding. NCBI's taxonomy places the organism in Eukaryota, Fungi, Ascomycota, Eurotiomycetes, Eurotiales, Aspergillaceae. The transcript has 2 exons. The record is from RefSeq and is a predicted model, not a curated record. Bases 1 to 1119 code for a protein of 372 amino acids.